This is a messenger RNA of Ananas comosus (pineapple), 4263 nucleotides long. RefSeq names its product protein TOC75-3, chloroplastic. The coding region runs from base 1362 to 3845 and encodes 827 amino acids. NCBI's taxonomy places the organism in Eukaryota, Viridiplantae, Streptophyta, Magnoliopsida, Poales, Bromeliaceae. Gene Ontology annotation, cellular component: chloroplast outer membrane. The transcript is spliced from 7 exons. Gene Ontology annotation, molecular function: protein-transporting ATPase activity. Gene Ontology annotation, biological process: chloroplast organization; protein import into chloroplast stroma. The record is from RefSeq and is a predicted model, not a curated record.
AGUAUAUCAGUCCAAAAUUAAACUCAUUCCUGUAUCAUCUUCUUUAUGUGUUUUAACAAAAAAUGUUCAAAGGACUAAUUAAGCUGAAUCAGAAGCAUGAUCAUUGGUUCAAUUUGAUUGAGUCAUUACUGAUUGGCACUGGUAAAGAAAAAAAAAAAAAAAGGUUUAUCUUUUAUGAGAACGUAGUAGAGCUACAAAUGAUUAACACUGUUACUGAAGCAUUUUGAAUUGAAGAUAUAUACAUGUAAAUGAUACUUCUGUAGCGAAUGUACAAAGUAGCAACUAGUCAAACUACUGCAAACUUUAUCUUUGUAAUACUACAUCAUUCUUGCUAUUAAUUGUUGUUGAGAAUCAUAUCCAUGGAUUUCCUAUAAGCAAAUACACAUUUUUCAGAUACAGAAAUUAGUCUGCGGUAGAGAGAGUGGAAUAAAUUCUGAUCAUGCCGCCAUUACAAGUGCCAUUUGGGUGCCGAUAAGUAAACAUUGUCCAGGGUCCCUAUGAUAACAUAGAGAGCAGCACUUGUAAAAAGAAACCAAUUAAAUGAAGUGCGUUCCAUGUAGCGGAAAUUCGAGCUCCGAAAAAGCAACCGAAAUGCUUGAAAGAGAAGAUCGAUCAGCGUAACUUCUGAGCAAUUUUCUGUAUAAAAGCUUCAACCGAAUAUGUUGGCAAAACGGCAAUGCGAAUGGCUGUAAUGUAUACAGAAUGUAGCAUGUUACUAUGGUUCUCUGAGACAUUUCGUCGAACAACUAAUAACCUGAUGAAAAGAAGAAGGGUAUCGCAAUUCGCUAGUAUACAGUUUAAGUUGAGAAGAGUUUAAUUGGCAAAGACAGGCGUUGCAUUGUCGGCAUCAUUAUCUUUCUUCUCUGUUCAAAUGAACACACACUUUUUAACUUCUCGGUGGACAAUAAAAUUUAUGUGAUAACCAAAUCAUUACAAUCUAUACAACAUAAUAUCCUUUUGCAGAAACAAAUAUAAUAAUUUUUUUCCAUCAUAAUUUUUUACGGUGUAGAUUAGUGCAAUUUCCCAAACGAAUAAAUAAGCAUAUCUGUAACAUAUUUUUGUCUCAGCAACGGCGUUAGGGUGUGAACUUUGCAGUGCCGAUAUCGGCCCAUUAAUAGGCCCACUAAAAAAGGCCCAUUUACAGCCCAGCAAUACACCGGCCCCGCAAUUGCUUGGGGUGUAAGUCCUCCACAUCGUAAUCGUCGUCUAUAAACCCUAAACCUUUUUACCAUAUCCUCCCAUUCUCUCCAUUUGCCCUGCUAUAAUUGUAAGCGGCACCCAAGCCCAACGCAGUAGUGUAUUUGAGCUGCGCCUCGCCCUCGCCUCGCCCGUACCAAAUCCUCGAGGCCGAGGCCACGGCCAUGGCGCUCUACGCUCCGGCGCAGCUCCUCUCCGCCCCGAUCGGCGGCGCCGCCUCUCUCUCCGGCCGCCGUCGCCGCCGCCACUCCGCCCAAACCCGGGGCCCGAAACCCUACCCCUCUCCGACGGUAAACGCUCGCAACCAUGAAACCCUAAUCUCCUUCUCCUCCGUCCCCUCCUCAGUCUCCGCCCAAGCUGGGGACUCCAAACCCGACCCCUCCCCUCCCUCCCUCGAAACCCGGAGGGCGAAACCCCGCAACAGGAAAACCCUGAUAUCCGCCGCAGCCGCGGCUACCGCCGCCGCCACCGGCGCCUUCUUCCUCAACCUCGGCUCGCCUCCUCCCCCACCUCCUCCCCCCGGAGGCGGAGGCGGAGGCGGAGGAGGAGGAGGUGGAGAAGGGUUCUGGUCCCGGAUCUUCUCCCCUCUCAUGGCGAACGCGAGGGACGAGGAGGGGGGCUCGGCGGAGUGGGACUCCCACGGGCUCCCCGCGAACAUCGUGGUCCAGCUCAACAAGCUGAGCGGGCUCAAGCGGUACAAGAUCUCCGAGAUCCUCUUCUUCGACCGGCGCCGCGGCUCCCUCGUCGCGGGCACCGAGGACUCCUUCUUCGAGAUGGUCUCCCUCCGCCCGAACGGUGUUUACACGAAGGCGCAGCUCCAGAAGGAGCUCGAAACCCUGGCCUCCUGCGGAAUGUUCGAGAAGGUCGACCUCGAAGGCAAGACGAAGCCGGACGGGACCCUCGCCCUGACCGUCUCCUUCACGGAGAGCACGUGGCAGUCGGCCGACGCCUUCCGGUGCAUCAACGUGGGGCUGAUGCAGCAGACGAAGCAAAUGGACCUGGAUCCCGACAUGACGGAUCGGGAGAAGCUGGAGUACUUUAGAAGCCAAGAGAGGGACUACAGGAGACGGAUUGAGCGGUCGAGGCCGUGCCUCUUGCCCGUUCCGGUUCAGAGAGAGGUGAUGCAGAUGCUGAGGGAGCAGGGGAAGGUGAGCGCUAGGUUGCUGCAGCGAAUCCGGGAUCGGGUGCAGAAGUGGUAUCACGAUGAAGGUUACGCCUGUGCUCAGGUGGUCAACUUCGGGAACUUGAACACGAGGGAAGUGGUGUGCGAGGUCGUGGAAGGGGAUAUCACACAGCUAGUUAUCCAGUUCCAGGAUAAACUUGGGAAUGUUGUUGAAGGGAACACACAGCUUCCUGUUAUCCGGAGGGAGCUUCCCAAGCAGCUUCGACCAGGGCAUGUCUUUAAUAUCGAAGCGGGAAAGCAAGCUCUCCGGAACAUCAAUUCACUUGCUUUAUUCUCCAACAUAGAGGUUAACCCGCGACCUGAUGAAAAGAGUGAAGGAGGAAUCAUAGUUGAAAUAAAGCUUAAAGAAUUGGAACAAAAAUCAGCUGAAGUAAGCACAGAGUGGAGUAUUGUUCCUGGACGUAACGGACGACCAACUCUGGCAUCAAUUCAACCCGGUGGAACUGUAUCAUUUGAACAUCGUAACAUCAAAGGGUUGAACAGAUCAAUACUUGGUUCUGUUACAUCCAGCAACCUGCUAAAUCCUCAGGAUGAUCUGUCUUUCAAGCUUGAUUAUGUGCAUCCAUAUCUGGAUGGUGUCUACAACCCUCGCAACCGCACCUUCCGUGCUAGCUGCUUUAACAGCAGGAAGUUGAGCCCUGUUUUCACCGGCGGGCCUGGGGUGGACGAAGUUCCGCCUGUGUGGAUUGAUAGAGUUGGGUUUAAAACCAAUAUUACCGAGAGCUUCACAAGGCAAAGCAAAUUCACUUAUGGACUGGUGAUGGAAGAGAUCAUUACACGUGAUGAAACCAGUAGCAUCUGUACUCACGGAUCUCGAGCACUGCCUAGUGGAGGCUUAAGCAUGGAUGGACCUCCGACCACCCUAAGUGGCACUGGUACAGACCGCAUGGCGUUCGCACAAGCAAAUAUUACUCGUGACAAUACAAAAUUUGUAAAUGGAACAGUUGUUGGUGAGAGAGAUGUUUUCCAGUUGGACCAAGGUCUUGGCAUUGGCAGCAAUUUUCCGUUCUUCAAUCGUCAUCAACUCACCUUGACUCGCUUUAUCCAAUUGAAGAAAGUAGAGGAAGGUGCUAACAAACCGCCACCACCUGUGUUGGUCCUCCAUGGACAUUAUGGAGGCUGUGUAGGAGACCUCCCAAGCUAUGAUGCUUUCACUCUCGGUGGGCCCUACUCAGUAAGAGGCUACAACAUGGGAGAAUUGGGUGCUUGCAGGAACAUCCUGGAGCUUGCUGGUGAGCUGCGGAUCCCUGUUAGAAACACCCAUGUCUACUUAUUUGCAGAGCAUGGGACCGACCUAGGCAGUUCGAAGGACGUCAAAGGAAACCCUACAGAGUUUUUCCGUCGGGCUGGACAGGGCUCAUCAUACGGUGUUGGUGCUAAAUUGGGAUUGGUGAGAGCAGAGUAUGCCGUGGACCAUAACUCUGGUACCGGAGCAGUUUUCUUCCGUUUCGGAGAGAGAUUCUGAGGAUGCAAAAAAAAAAAAAAACAAAAAAAGAAAACUAUAGAGGAGGUGGUGCCAAUUUUUUGUGGGUGUCGUGAUGAUCGCAUGGAGUAGGUAGUUGUUGGGCUCGAACUAUUCACAAAGACCAAAGUUUACUGCAUUCUGAUUCAAGUUUCGGGUACUGAAUUUGUUAAGUUUUGCAUCUUUUGCUUUUUAAAUUUCAGAUUCUCGUGAGAUAAAUUUGAAACUGAUCAGUUGUUUGAUACUGUAGGGUGAUACUUCAUCUUCUGCUUUUGCGACUUGUAACUAUUUAUAGCCAUCAGAACAUUAUAUCUCAGCAGCGUGCGCCAUGCUGUACUCCUGCUAAUGUAAAGCUGCUGAGUGGCAUGCUACUGCAUCUCGUGCUGCAACGCCAACAAAAAUAGGUCUUUUUGAUUUUUAA